This is a messenger RNA of Malus domestica (apple), 2877 nucleotides long. Its product is annotated as putative pentatricopeptide repeat-containing protein At3g16890, mitochondrial. Gene Ontology annotation, molecular function: mRNA binding; protein binding. The record is from RefSeq and is a predicted model, not a curated record. NCBI's taxonomy places the organism in Eukaryota, Viridiplantae, Streptophyta, Magnoliopsida, Rosales, Rosaceae.
CUCCACAUUACUGAGGUUGCCCCUUUUUACUCAGCAACCAACCCUAAUUCCCAAUUAGGUGUUCCGUAUUCCUAAUUCCCAAUAUUGUGGGUUGGUUCAAUAUUGUGGGUUGGUUGGUUCCAAGUGAAGUGAUUUGACCUGAACAAGAAGAAGUUGCAUGGUGAGGGACAUGAGAUGGCUUUCUUCUUUAGCUUCUAGGGCACAUGCUGCUGUUGCACUCCGAAUCCUCCCCCUCCCCGACCAAGCCCCCUACAGUCUCAGUCAAAUUCAGACAGAAAAUGCUUCAUUUGAAAACAAACCCAGAAUUAGAAAAGCUUCUGCUCCUCGCAACAUUCGAUUUGGCGCUUCCCGUCCUCCCAAACCUAAAGGUAAUUCUUCUUGUACGCCCAAUCCUAAUCCUAAUUUGGUUUCCAUUUCAAACAUUCCCAUUUCAGCUGGUAAUGCCCAUCACAACCAUAAACCAAUUGAUCACUCAUACAUUGUCCAAAUUCUUUCACGGAAGGACUGGUUUUUAUUGCUCGCCCACGAGUUGAAGGCCCAGAGGAUCGUUUUGAAUCCUCAGUUUGUUGCUAGUGUCUUGCAAAACCAAGAAAACCCAUCACUCUCUUUGAAGUUUUACUUAUGGGUUUCGAGUAACGACCCCUUGUUGUCAAAGAAUCAAUCCGUUCGCGGUAUCUUAGCCAACACCCUUUACCGGAGAGGCCCCGUUGUGUUGUCUGUUGAAUUGCUAAAUGAUAUUAAGAAUUCUGGUUUAAUGGUCCCUGAAGACUUGCUUUGCAUAUUGAUCGGCAGUUGGGGGAGGUUGGGUUUGUCAAAAUAUUGUGCUGAGGUUUCUGGGCAAAUUUCAUUUUUGGGUCUCCGUCUUAGCACAAGGUUGUAUAAUGCCGUGAUCAAUGCGUUGGUCAAGUCCAAUUCACUUGACUUGGCUUAUUUGAAAUUCCAACAGAUGCCAGCAGAUAACUGUGGUCCCGAUAGAUUCACUUACAAUAUCCUCAUUUAUGGAGUCUGCAAGAUUGGUAUUGUGGAUGAGGCACUUCGCUUAGUUAAACAAAUGGAGGGCUUGGGAUAUUUUCCCAAUGUUUGGACGUAUACAAUCCUCAUUGAUGGGUUUUGUAAUACAAAGAGGGUUGGCGAAGCCUUCUGGGUUUUGGAGAUAAUGAGGGAGACGAAUGUGACUCCUAAUGAAGCUACUAUCAGAUCAUUAGUUCAUGGUGUGUUUCGUUCCACGGCCCCCAGUGAAGCUUUUGAGUUGUUAUUGAGUUUUGUUGAAAGGGAGUCUGUAUUGUUCAAGGUCGCCUGUGAUACCGUACUGUAUUGCCUUUCGAAUCGUUGUAUGGCAAAAGAGAUUGUUUCGUUUUUGAAGAAGAGUGAUGCAAAAGGUUAUUUGCCUGAGAGUUCAACAUUCAACAUCAUAAUGGUUUGUUUGAUAAAGGAAUUAGCUCCUUUUCGGAAUCAGAACGAGGUUCAUGAUAUAUUUCAAAGUUUUAUACGGCGUGGUGUGAAACCGGGAUUUAGCACUUAUCUUGCAUUGAUUGAAGCCAUGUACAAGGCAGGAAAAGCUGGUCACGGGAAUCAAAUCUUUGAUCAAAUGAUCAAAGAGGGACUUGUAUCAGAUGUCUUCUCAUAUAACAUGGUAAUUGAUUGCUUAUGCAAAGCCCAAAUGUUGGACAGGGCAUCAAAGGUUUUUGAAGAUAUGCAGUGCAAAGGUAUCCCUCCUAACCUUGUUACUUUCAAUACACUUCUUACCGGAUAUAGCAAGGCUGGAGAAGUAGGUAAGGCACAUGAACUAUUGGCAAUGCUCUUGGAACAGGGGAUUAAACCCGAUAAGUUCACUUUUAGUUCACUAAUUGAUGGCCUUUGUCGGGCGAACCGGAUAGAUGAUGCUUUUGACUGUUUUGCUGAGAUGGUUAGGUGGAGGGUCACUCCAAAUUCCAUCACAUACAACAUACUGAUACGCUCUCUGUGUUUCGUUGGAGACAUUUCUAGAGCGGUGAGAGCAAUGAAGAAAAUGCAGGCGAAUGGAAUAAAACCAGAUGCUUACUCGUUUAAUGCUCUUAUUCAAGGUCUUUGUAGGAUGAACAAGGUUGAGAAAGCUGAGGAACUUUUUCUUGCCAUGUUGACAUUAGGUUUGAAUCCUGACGAUUACACAUGCAGUGCUUUUAUCAAGGCAUUGUGCGAUUCAGGAAAACUUGAUGCAGCAAAGGAGAUAUUGCUCUCUAUGGAAGCAUCUGGUUGUUUUCCGGAUUCUUCUAUUUGUAACAAGAUUUUAGAUUCGCUGGUCCAGAGUGGCCAUGUUGAAGAGGCCUGUAAUAUAGUAAAGAGUUUUAACAGGAGGAAAUAAAUUUCACAGGAUUUGGGCUAUCACCUGUCUGCAUGUUGAUGUGUUCGCUCAAAAGACAGGUCAAUCAGUAGCACACGAGGUGAUGAUUCACGGGAUGCACUUCUGGGUGAACUGCGUGUUGAUGUGUUGGCUCAGAAGACAGGUCGAUCAGUAGCACACGAGGGUGAUGAUUUGUGGGAUGCACUUCUGGAUGAACUGCAUCCUGGUAUUUCAAGUAAAGGUGAAGGGAGCUGGAAAGUCGGUCGAAGUAAGAUUUUAUGCCUGUCAAUUGUCAUCCAUUGAAGGAGGUGCUAGUAGAGAUGCAAAGACAAUUGAUGCAGCAAAAGGACGGAGCAAAUAAUAGUUGACAGGCCAAGCCAAAAUAUACGUCCAACAACUUACUGUGUCAUCUCCCUUUGAGCACGGAACCUAACAUGUGACAUUCCGUCCUGAGAUUUAUUAUAUUUUAUUCUCAACAUCAAUGAAAUUCCUAAAAUGCCCAUGAGAUGCCAUGUAGACCUUUCAUGUGGACUUCACUUUUCCUUUUAACUUUUUCA